Staurois parvus is the source of this 327-nucleotide messenger RNA. Lineage: Eukaryota; Metazoa; Chordata; Amphibia; Anura; Ranidae. The record is from the annotation of a GenBank genome assembly.
GGGGAGACCGGAUAUAGUGAAUGCAGGGUCUGGGGAGACCGGAUAUAGUGAAUGCGGGGUCCGGGGAGACCGGAUAUAGUGAAUGCGGGGUCCGGGGAGACCGGAUAUAGUGAAUGCAGGGUCCGGGGAGACUGGAUAUAGUGAAUGUGGGUCCAGGGGAGAGCGGAUAUAGUGAAUGCGGGGUCCUGGGGAGACCAGAUAUAGUGAAUGCAGGGUCUGGGGAGAGCGGAUAUAGUGAAUGCGGGGUCCGGGGAGAGCGGAUAUAGUGAAUGCAGGGUCCGGGGGAGAGCGGAUAUAGUGAAUGCGGGGUCCGGGGGAGAGCGGAUA